GGUCCAUCGAUAAGUCAUCGGUUUGCGAAUAUGCGAAUCGGGAUCGAUUGAGUGAUUGAGGGUUGGAUUUUGCGCGGAUACCAACCUUGAAGGCAGGUUCUGCGUUGUGACCACAAAGUGAGCUCGGAUCUGAUCAUGGCGCUUCCACGCGAAGCAUGCUCCGACUGCUAAGUCAGGUACGAAGUAGACCAAAUCAGUGUUUGGAAUCAUGAUUCUGGUUCAUCUCAUUUUCAAACGCCCCCGCUCAGUCACGUGGAUGCUCUGGCUGAUGGCUGUUGAUUGGUCAGCUCACGGGAUACCUGCAAAUUCACAUCACGCUGGGUUGUCUCUUCCCCACAGUGUACAGCCAUCGUCGCUGAUCUAUCAACAUGUGCUUCUCUUACUUCUCCGUGUUCGCCGUGAUCAACCUCUCUGUUUCAGUGUGCUAUGCCGUUGUGCGAAUGCGAAACUGCCCGUCAUCAACACAAGAUCUUCAUAUAUGACAAGCUUGACGUCUACAAUCAUGUGUAACACACCGAGUCACACGUUCCGAUCCGGCAGGCCACAAACAAGUUGAUGCACGACUCAUCAAAAGAUCAAAGCCAGUAUGGCUGAUCCUCUAUCGAUUGUUGCCAGUAUCGUCGGCGUUGGUGUCGCAAGCGCUCAGCUGGCGAACAAAGUCUACGACUUCACUGACAAAUAUAAGA
Boeremia exigua is the source of this 686-nucleotide messenger RNA. RefSeq lists its product as uncharacterized. The transcript is spliced from 2 exons. Lineage: Eukaryota; Fungi; Ascomycota; Dothideomycetes; Pleosporales; Didymellaceae. The record is from RefSeq and is a predicted model, not a curated record. Bases 209 to 556 code for a protein of 115 amino acids.